AACAGCAUUUUCGACGCUCGCAUUCAGUGCCGCAUUCGUUCCGUGCCGUCAACCCAAACUUCCGCACUAACAGUUCCCUGUAAUGCCAGUCUAUUCAUGUCCCUCCAAGUAGACACUGAGAGCUACGAGCACCACGAGCACCACGGCCACUGCAUCAUCAACAGACAGCAAUCAUGGCUCCGCACGACACUGCUGGCUCCGAGCAAGAGCCCCUCCUCAAUCAACCCCAGAUUGGCCCAGACAUCACGGGCCCCAAGCUCACUGGCAUACCCACUCGCCGCAAGGUCCGCAUCAUAGCCGUCGCCAUCGCCAUCGUGGCUCUUUUCAACAUAGGCUCCGCAGUCUUCCAGAUCCCGCUCAAUAGCUUGGUGGAGGAACACAUCUGCAGGCGCAUCUACCCAGAGCGACUUUACGACCCAGACUUUUGCAAAGGCGACGCCGCCGUAUCCAGCAUGCAGACCUUUGUGGAUGGAUGGAGCAGCACGUUUGGCCUGCUUCCCGCCGUCAUCUUCUCUAUCCCCUACGGCUUACUUGCCGACAAAUGGGGUAGACACAAGAUACUCUUGCUCACUACCAUCGGCUUGUUCUUCUACGUGCUGCACUCCAUUACCGUCCUCUCUUUACUUGAUUAUAUCGACCUCCGCUGGAUUUGGGCCGCCGGCCUGUGGUUCGCCAUUGGUGGUGGUACCCCAGUGUUGGUUGCCUCCAUUUACGCCGCCAUUAGCGACGUUGUAGAACCUGAAACAAGAUCUCAAUAUUUCUUUCUACUUGGGACAUUCAACCUCGGCGGCAGCAUUGUCGGUCCCAUCCUUAGCGUACUGGCUAUACAACAGGGUCGUUGGUUUGCUAUAUACCUGGGCAGCGGUCUUAUAGGAAGUACUAUACUCGCCGCGCUGCUCAUGUCUGAAACUCGUGACACGCUAUCCCAUGGCCUCCGCCCCUUGGUCGCAGAUGAGAUGGAGUGUCUUGCCGACGGUUCCUUAUCAAACAAGGCGCGUGCUCUACUUCACGAGGCCAUAGGCAUAGCACGGUACCAAUUCAUCGAAAAUAAGUUGCUGGGACUCAGCUUGAUCAGCCUCAUCUUCACCACAUUUGGAAAAAUGCUGCCACUAAUCCUCGACAAGUAUGCCCAUUACCGGUUCGACUUAUCGUGGGAGGCUGUUAGUCUUGUAACCUCCAUGAGACACUUUGUGGCCCUGUGCGUAACGGCGAUUGUAUUGCCACUGGCCGACACCUUUUUGCGCAAGACGCUACGUCUGCCACUCAUUCACAAGGACAUGUGGAUGGUGCGCGCUAGCAUCAUUUGUAUGUUCUUUGGGGCACUCUUUAUUGGCAUCGCCAAUACUAUACAGCUGUACGCCGCCAGCCUCGUCAUCUUUGGUCUCGGUUGCGGAUACGAGUUUGCCAUGCGUGGGAUGCUUGCCCAUGUUGCAGGUGAUCGCGUAGCCACUGUGUACACAACAAUGAGUCUCAUGGAAACCAUUGGUGACCUUAUUUCUGGCCCUCUAAUGGCUAAGAACUACCAGGACGGGCUAAGGCUAGGUGGCGUCUGGAUCGGCCUGCCUUUCUUUGUCGUCGCUGGCUUAUUUGCUGUGGCUGGUCUCUUAGUGUGGUGUGUCCGCUGGGAUAAUGUGAAGAGGGUAGAAGAAGAUGCGCCUGUGGAUAAUUAGUGUAAAAUUGAGACUUUCUGUAGUUUCUUCUAUAAUAACAAAGUAUAGCGUUGGUUUAUGUGCUGAUGCACAACAAAAACUGUAUUAGUCGCGUGAGGGAAGAGAAGC
Messenger RNA from [Torrubiella] hemipterigena, 1778 nucleotides. The record is from the annotation of a GenBank genome assembly. NCBI's taxonomy places the organism in Eukaryota, Fungi, Ascomycota, Sordariomycetes, Hypocreales, Clavicipitaceae.